Messenger RNA from Myotis daubentonii (Daubenton's bat), 3458 nucleotides. RefSeq names its product break repair meiotic recombinase recruitment factor 1 (gene BRME1). The record is from RefSeq and is a predicted model, not a curated record. Lineage: Eukaryota; Metazoa; Chordata; Mammalia; Chiroptera; Vespertilionidae. Gene Ontology annotation, biological process: double-strand break repair involved in meiotic recombination.
UGGGCCUAGCAGUGCGCGGGAAAGAAGUAGAGCGCGCUCAGGCGUGCGGGGUGGCCGUGGCCGCAGGGCUCACUUCGCCCCGCGCGGCGGUCUGGGUCUGGGCGUUCUUCACACUUCGGUGGCCGCAGUAGGGUUAGUGUGGGUCUAGUUGCCAGAAGCCAUUCCACAAGCUCGGGCCUCAGGCCUCCUGGCCCUUCAGCUCCCGACCCUCCCGGAGGGCUGCCCGGCCUCUGAGAGGAACCAGAUUAUCUUUUAUUUUCUCCAGAAUAUUUCAGGCAUAUAACGUAACCUAGGUGUCCCCCACCCGCUCCAGGCAGACCUUCCCAGUGCCUGAUAAGGACAGAGGUUUCUCAACAACUUCUCUGGCUCAGGUUUCUCAGGGCGGGAUAACAUGAGUAAGCGGAAGAAGCUGCGGACCUCAGGAGAAGGAAUUUGUCCACCAAAACCCCCAAAGCACCCAAGGCUCGGAGACCCUGACGGGGAUCCUCAGAGUUUCCAGUUUGGCCCUUUGGGUCACCCUGAAGAGUCAAAAGGCAGUUCAGGACCUGUUCCCUCUACAGAGCAGAGUGGGGAGGAAUCAGGACAGGAGGCCUCCAGCUCUCUGGACAAGGAAGCUGGAGCUCCUUCCAGGAGCCUCUCGCAACCAGAAAAGGAGCCAAUCCCCUUUCCUCCUUCCCAGAACUCAGACAGGAGGUUUGUCCCGCAGUUUGCAAAACCCAGGAAGGCAGUGACAAGACUAGCUGCUACGAGGGAAGAGGACCUCGGGAGUGGGGCCUUUAGCUCGGAGACACCACCAGAGCCCAGUGCCCAGCAGGCAGGAAGCCAGCCGUGGCAGGAGUCCCCAGAGCUCACUAUCUUGGAGGCCUGGGAGCCAGGAGACCAGACGCAAACAGAUGGCACCCACUCCAAGCACAGUGUCCAAAGCGCUGUAACACCUGUGUCCAGCAGGGGGGAUUCUCAGCCUGAGGUCUCCAAUGACAUUUCUUCAGAAUGGGGGAUGGUGCCCUUGGUUUCAGAGAGUGCCAGCCAGGACUGUCUGUUGAAACAAGGGACCGAUUUGCCAGAUGCUGGAAGCACAGAGGGGGGUUGGAUUCCAGGUGAUCUCAGCCAGAAAGGGCAUCUGCCAAGCAGUGGUGCUGAGGAGAAGGAGCCAGACCAAGGAGUCCCACAGGAGGAAGGUGGCCAAGGGGGAACAGGGACUGACCAGGAGAAAGGAGACAGCGUCCUAGGCCUGGUCACUCAGGGCUCAGAGCCAGGAUCUGCAGCCCAGGCCCCACCUGACCCCCUGCAGAUACUCGGCAGGGUUGGCAAGGAAGCAGGAGGGCGCUGUAGCAGCCCCAGACACUCCUCCCUUAGGAUCAGUGUCAUCACAGAUGUGGGCACAGACCCCACCAAGUCAGAACAGAGGGCUCUGGGGUUGACGGGGCCAGAUGAGAAGGCUAACACCCAGGCACCUGCCUCUCCCAGCGGGAAGGCCCCUGAUGGAGGCCAUAGCGGGGCCCUGCUCACAGGCCCGCCUCUCGCUGGGGAGACCACAGAAAGCAGAGGAGAGGAAGGGUGGGAGGCCGACCCCCCUGGUGAUGUCUCCAGGGGCCCUGCAGCCUCCCUGGUUCUGGCUCAUGAGACCCAAGAGCCCUCAGUAGGUGCUGGAUGUCCCAGUCCUGUAGCCUCAGAAAUUGACCCAGUUGUUGGUCAGACACAGGUACCAGACCUGGGUCAAGAAGGGCUGGGAGGUGUGUGCGCGUUGUCUUUGUUGUCACAGCCCUCAGGUGAAAAGGCAGCCGAAUUAGGUAGCCAGAGCCAUGAACAAGACUUUGGGGGGUUCAGUCUGUCCCUUGGAGCCUCUGUUCCACCAUUGCGCAGAGAAACAGCAGUUGGUCCUCCCCCGGAUGCCAGGGCCCACCAGGGCAGCCCAGAUGCCCCUGCAGGCCCGGCAGGCCAGCCCAAGCAUCCUGACCCUGCAGACCAGGCCGCCUUGGAACUUGACUUCCUGCCAGACAGCCAGAUACAGGAUGCCCUGGAAGCCCUCAACUUUGAAGCCCCACCUGAGCAGUUUCCUGCAGGGAGCGGGGUGGGCCCUUGCUGGCCUGGCACCAGCCUGAGUACUGAAGGAGGCCCCCUCAUCGAGUCUCAGCCAAGUACCCACAAGGGGAUCAAGCCCCGUGAAGCCACCAGGAUGGAGGACGCAACCAAUACCAUGCGCGGCCUCAUUAUUGAACUCUCCAACCUGAACCGGCUGAUCAUGAAUGCCCACCGGGACCUGGAAGCAUUCAAGCGCCUCAACUACCGGAAGGCAAAGCCUGCAGGGAAAGCCCCCAUGCCCUACACAUCAAAGGGGGCUGGGGCUCUCCCGAGAGGGGAGCAACCCUGGCGGGAUUUGUAGAUGCUUCCGAAUGGGGAAGCUGGGGGACUGUGUGCAGGGCUUACCCCUCCCAUGGAUGUAUGUUUUGUUCAAACCCUGGCCCCAGAAGUGCCUGAUGUUCCUGCCACAGAGCUGUCAACAAUCCCCCUGCAGACCCCGGAAAGCCUUCAGUCCCUGAUGUUGCUCCUGGUAUUUUGUUACCCCUGGUACUUUGUUAUCCCCAAGAUGCUCCAGCGGGUCCUAGUGGGCCCCAGAAACUGCCCUUUAGCCGACCUGGAAGUCAGCCUCCCUGGGAAACCCUGGGUCCACAGCAGCCCUCUGGAGUCUGUAUGGGGAGGGAACCUGCUCCCCGAGAGGCUGAGGCUGCAGGGGGAAGUGGAGGCGGGCUGGGGCCCCAGGAGCAGGGCCCAGAGCCACCCAGAUGUUUAUCUGGGUUUGCAAAUUUUGGCUCCUUAGCUGAGGUUAUGGCAGGUUCAGAAUUUGUUUCUUUCCUGGAGGAAAAAGGGCCCCCUUUGUUGGUUGUGCGUUUGUCUCUCUCUGGAUUUCCAUUUUAUUUAUUUUGGGAAGAGCACUAAUAAAUGAUUCCCCAGCAAGGCCCCGGACCUGCUGUUUGAAGGUUGAAGCCUUUGGGUUCCUUGAUAUUCGGCCCACAAACCUAACUGCCUCUUUCCCCUUUUGCUUCUCAUCCUCCCUAGGAGGGCAAGUAGGGCUAUUGCUGGGACACAGGUCAGGGUGUCCGCACGAGAUCCCGAGUGUGUGGGAUUCCCUGGGAGCGGGUGGCUGUGUGGGCCCAUUGAGGCACCCACGCCAGCACCUGUGAGGCAGUGAGCCCACAGGACUCACCUGGAGAGGUGUUUUUUCCCCGUGCUCAGUGGCCCUGUCUGUUCUCCAUGAGACAAGCUGCUUUGAAGCCCCAGACCGGAAGGAGGCAGUCCUGGGGGGUUGUUAUUAAGACAGGAUGUCAAGGAGGGGUCACUGCACACCUCAUCCCCCACAAGCCUGACCACAGCCCCCAAGGUAGCAUCAGAAGCAGCCCCAGACACUGUCAUCAAACCCAUUUCUCAGAAAAAAAGCUAUUUCUAUGAAAUUGGUCACC